ACCAAAACCAAAUCCAUUGCCAUCGAGUCAAUUCAGACUCAUAGCAACCCUAUACGACAGAGUAGAACAGCCCCAUAGGGUUUCUAAGAAGCAGCUGGAUUCAAACCGCUGACCUUUUCUUUAACAGCUGAGCCCUAAGCCACUGUGUCACCAGGGCUCCUUGCAUAUAAACCAAAAACCAAACCUGUUGCCAUUGAGUCAGUUCUGACUCAUAGCGACCCUAUAGGAUAGAGUGGAACUGCCCCACCAGGUUUCCAAGGAGCAGCAGGUGGAUUCAAACUGCCAACCUUUUGGUUAGCAGCCAAACACUUAACCACUGAGUCACCAGAGCUCCUCUUUGCAUAUAGGGACAUAUAUAUAAAAUGUCCAAUAGCCCGCAACCACAGAAUUCCUUUCUUUUGGAUGCAAAUAUUAAAAUUGCAUUAUUCCUGCAUACUUCAAACUUCUCUUUAAAUACUCUUUCUAAAAGCACUAAGAUGGUUUUUACUCUUCUCCAUUUCAGGCCCCUGACAUUUAUGGGAUCACAGACAAAGAGGGUUCUGCUUACUCCCCUCACACAUUCGGCUCGUCCUUUCCGUGUCUCAAACCAUGACAGGAGCAGCCGGCGAGGGGUGAUGGCCAGCAGCCUAAAGGAACUCAUCAGCAAGACCCUGGAUGCCCUCAUUAUCACUGCUGGGCUGGUCACUUUGGUGCUGGAGGAAGAUGGCACCGUGGUGGAUACAGAAGAGUUCUUUCAGACCUUAGCAGACAACACACAUUUCAUGAUCUUGGAAAAAGAACAGAAGUGGACCCCGGGCAAUCAGUAUGCUCCAGCUUACCAACAGCCAAAGAAAUCAGGUAUAGCAAGAGUCACCUUCGACUUAUACAAGCUGAGCCCCAGAGACUUCAUCGGCUGCCUCAAUGUGAAGGCCACCAUGUAUGAGAUGUAUUCGGUGUCCUACGACAUCCGGUGUACCAGUGCCAAGGCCCUGCUGAGGAGUGUGCUGCGGUUCCUGUCCUACGCCGCCCAGGUGACUGGGCAGUUUCUCAUCUACACGGGCUCCUACAUGCUGCGAGUGCUGGGUGACUCUGAAGAGCCGCCUGCCCCCAGGUCACGCUCCAAGGGAAAGGCCAUGUGUGGGUAAUGAUGUGCGUGGGGAGCCACCAGCCUUUUUAUCCAGUUGUCCACUUCCAGUAACUAAUUCUGAAGAUGCUUAUGUUCUUAGCCACAUGCCACUUGCAGGCUGCCAGCCACUUCUAUUCUGGACUAGUGGCCAGAUGAAAGAAAAGAGGUGUCAUGUCACUUGAAAUGGGGGCUCUAUAGCAGGGUGCCCAGGAAGGAGGAGGGUGGUGGGGAGGGGGCUCAUGGGCCUUAGGAAGCCACCAAGCAGCAGGUGUGUCCUGGAGUGGCCAAGGAGCAGCAGCACAUACUGUAGACCGACUGCCAUAUAUCAGUCACAAGAGUUACUUUUAACAUGUGCAGGACUUCCUCCUAUCUCUUUCAUCUCCCCAAAAAACAAACAGUGCUUUCAUGCAAUUGCAAAACUCGAAACCCUUUUAAGUCUUUAGUAGUACUUGGUGCUGCAAAAGUAAAGAACUGUCAAAAGCUAUUUUGUGGGGGGCUGUUUUUGUUUGUCUUGUUUUGUUUUUAAUGUAGGUCAUUCAUGUGCCCAAAGGGACUAGAAAGCUUAAGGACUUGAAUCUUUGGAGGUCUUCAAGCAGCACUUCCACUUCGUUUGCUUUCUUUCUUCC
Messenger RNA from Loxodonta africana (African savanna elephant), 1731 nucleotides. RefSeq names its product cell death inducing DFFA like effector a (gene CIDEA). The record is from RefSeq and is a predicted model, not a curated record. Gene Ontology annotation, cellular component: lipid droplet. The transcript has 4 exons. NCBI's taxonomy places the organism in Eukaryota, Metazoa, Chordata, Mammalia, Proboscidea, Elephantidae. The coding region runs from base 363 to 1124 and encodes 253 amino acids. Gene Ontology annotation, biological process: regulation of apoptotic process; apoptotic process; lipid storage.